CAGGCUUCCAUCGCAGCCGCUGCCUCUUCCAAAAACAAAAAGAAUACGCCGCCGCUACUAUGUUUUCGAGCCCCUCUCUUCCGCAGCGUCUCCCAUGGCAACCGCCUCCGCGACAUCUGCCUCGUCCGUCGCAGGAAUUGCAGCGCCGACCGCCAGCACCACAACGCCGGUCUUCUCCUCCGGCUUAGCCUCACCCGGCCAAUAUUCCAGGCCUUAUUCCCUGUUCCAGCAUCUGCCGCCAACGUUCCCUUGGUCAGCACCAAUUCCAGUGCAACAAGUUCCCCUUGAGCCGCCCCCCUUCUCGGUUCCUUCGUUUGCUGGACCAACCUUUGUUGGGUCACCGGGAAUUUCCUCUGUCCGGACACCAGCAGGCGGCCACACCAAUUCUCCAUUAGCAGAACUUGCUCAGACUAUAUCACAUGUGGCGACAAACGUCACCAAUAUCGUGACUACCAAGCUCCUAGCAGUCGAACAUUACACUACGUGGCGGGCACAGUUUGAGUCGUUCUUAGUCUCGCAGGGCCUCCUUGACAUGGUUGAUGGAUCAAUUCAGGUACCUACUCCUUAUUCCAUAGAUGUUAUUAACCGUCAAUUUCCCAAUCCCGAAUUUUCUACUUGGCUGCGCAUUGACCAAACCAUUCGUUCAUGGUUAUUUGCCACUCUUUCUCGUGAUGUUCUUAUUGAUGUUCGGGAUUUAAAACAUUCAUGUGAAAUUUGGGAACGGUUAGAAUCUCGAUUUAUGUCAGUCAGUUUGGCCAGAUCUAUGGAAUUAAAGCGAUUAUUUUCUCAAAUUAAAAAGAAAACUGACCAGUCAAUGGAUGAUUAUUUAAGGGAGAUUAAAAUUUUGGUUGAUGAUCUUGCUAUUAUUAAUUUCCCUGUCCCUCCUCGCGAAGUGCUCAAAACUACUAUUAUGGGUCUGGGUUAUGAGUAUGAAUCUAUGUUCACUACUGUCUCGCUAUUCCUCGACAAUUUUCCGUUUGAGAAACUUCACAUUCAUCUCCUUGAACAAGAGCAGCGGGUUCUUUAUCUCCGCUCCGGCAAUUCCUCCAUCCAUCAGGCUUUCAGUGCCGCGACGUCUUUUCCGGGAAGUCUGCCAAUUCGUAGUCGAGCCACCAGGUGCAGGGCUAUCAUCCGUCGGGUGGUCAGCAACAGCGCCCGUCCGGUCAGCCGUACUGAGGCCGUGGAUGCGGCAGGGGGCGCGGUGGUCGGGGAAGAGGCUGAGGAACGCCGGUGCAGACCGUACUUUGGUACCCGCAGCAGAAUCAAGCCGGUUACACCGCGGCACGGGGUGGAUCCUCCGCUCCAGCUGGGCAUGCUCCACAUUCAGGGGGUGUGCAAACUAUGGGUACUGUUAUUUGUAAUUCUACCAUGUCACAUUUAACUAUGGGUACAUGUUGGUGUUACUAAUUCUAAUUCUGCAGGCUUGUCAUCAGAUGGGGGCAUUCUUGGUUCUGUUCCCCACCCUGUUGUGUGUCAAAUUUGCUUUUCUGCAGGUCAUUCAGCUGUUACCUGCCCUCACGUUUUACUCAGCCUUCUGCUCCUGCUUUGUUGACUACUCCUGGAGAAUCUAAUCCGGCUAUAUGGUAUCCUGACUCUGAAGCUUCUGCUCACAUGACAGCAUCUGAAGUCAAAAGAAUUUUCAGGUACUUGCAGGGGACACGUGAUCAUGGAUUGUGGCUACAGCAUUCUACUCGACCCACAUGCGUUGUUGCUUAUUCUGAUGCGGACUGGGCUGGUUGUCCUGAUAGCUCACGAUCCACUACUGGCUUUGCUGUCUUCUUGGGUCCUAAUUUAAUCUCCUGGAAAUCCAAGAAACAGCCCACCGUCUCAAAGUCAUCCACAGAGGCAGAGUAUCGUGCUAUUGCAUACACCGUUCAAGAUACCCUCCACAUCAGUUCUGUUCUCUUUGAGCUCGGCUACCCCAUCACGGCACCUGUGCAUCUCUUAUGUGAUAAUAUUUCAGCUUCCUAUUUGACUGUAAAUCCUAUUCAACAUGCUCGGAGUAAGCAUAUUCAGAUUGCUUAUCAUUUUGUUCGCGAACGUGUUGCCCAUGGUGAUCUUAUCGUUAAGCAUGUUCCUACACAUCUACAGUUGGCAGAUAUUUUUACUAAGAGUCUACCUACUCAGCGUUUUCAUUUUUUGAAAGACAACCUGCGC
This is a messenger RNA of Cuscuta europaea, 2157 nucleotides long. The record is from the annotation of a GenBank genome assembly. NCBI's taxonomy places the organism in Eukaryota, Viridiplantae, Streptophyta, Magnoliopsida, Solanales, Convolvulaceae.